AUGGGUGUCCGUGAAACGAGGGACUUUGGUCGGUAUCUCGGGUUGCCAUCGGUACUAGGUCGUAACAAGUCGGCUACUUUUCGGUACAUAGAGGAAAAGGUUCGUGAGAGGCUACUCUCUAAAGCAGGUAAAGAAGUAAUGCUCAAAAGUGUUGCUCAGGCCCUUCCCAUUUUUACUAUGUCCGUUUUUUUUAUACCAGCCCGGAUGUGUGACAAGAUUGAAAUGUUGUUCAAUCGGUACUGGUGGGGUGGAGGAAAUUCAAACAGCAGAGGGGUGCACUGGAUGAGUUGGAAUCGAUUGAGUGUGCCAAAGUGCCAGGUCGGGUUGGGAUUUAGAAGAUUACAUGAAUUUAACAUCGCGUUGCUUGCCAAGCAAGGAUGGCGGCUUUUGACUACACCGCAUUUGUUGGUUAGUCAAUUAUUGAAGGCAAAGUAUUUCCCAAAGUGCAGUUUUACAGAUGUUGUUCUUGGGAAUAACCCGAGCUACAUGUGGCGAAGUAUUCUGGCAGGUCAAAGUGUUAUGAAAGAGGGUUUAGCACGGUGGAUUGGGGAUGGCAGGGAUACAAAAAUAUGGGGUUGGUCUUGGUUGGCUGAUCAUGCCAAUCCCGCCCUCACUACUGCUCCUGUGGAUUUGCUGCGAGACGCUACUGUGAACGGUCUUAUGGACGUUGAAGGGCAAUGGGAUGAAGGGGUGCUCUAG
This is a messenger RNA of Ipomoea nil (Japanese morning glory), 699 nucleotides long. RefSeq lists its product as uncharacterized. The record is from RefSeq and is a predicted model, not a curated record. NCBI's taxonomy places the organism in Eukaryota, Viridiplantae, Streptophyta, Magnoliopsida, Solanales, Convolvulaceae. The transcript has a single exon. Bases 1 to 699 code for a protein of 232 amino acids.